AUGUCCACCAGACCCGCCACACACUCUGGUUCGUGGUACAGUGGUAGCCGUCAUGCGCUACACACCCAGAUAACUGGGUUUUUUGCCAACAAGGUCAACCCCAUCCCCCGUGCCCGAGUUCUUGUAGGUCCCCAUGCUGGCUUCAGCUAUAGCGGUCACCGUCUAGCGGAAACAUUCAGUGCUUGGGACACCGACCAUGUCCAGCGAGUGUUUAUUCUUGGCCCCAGCCAUCACGUGUACUUCCGUAACCACGUAAAGGUCAGCCACUAUGCCUUUUAUGACACACCCAUUGGGAAAUUACCAGUUGACACAUCCAUCAACCAUCACCUCACUCAAGGGUUACAUCUGGGGAAACGUGUUUUCCAGUACAUGGAUGCCGAAACCGAUGAGGACGAACACUCGUUCGAAAUGCACUGUCCUUUCAUCAAGCAUCGGCUUGACAUUGACCAGAAGUCCGCAGGGGUUACCAUUGUACCAAUAAUGAUUAGUGGCAUGGAUGGACCCUGUGCUGAUGCCGUUUGCCGCGCAUUGGCCCCGUACUUUAGUGACCCAGCCAAUACGUUCGUGGUAAGCUCCGACUUUUGCCACUGGGGAGAGCGCUUCAACUACACGCAAUAUGUCCCCAAGCCGUUGGACUACACGGCUGUAGGAAUAGAUGAUGUUGUAGCAGAGCUCAUGACAGUGCGCUCAAACAAGCAGCUUGACACCACCGAGAUUCAUGAAAGCAUAGAGAUUCUUGACAGGGUGGCGAUGCAUAUUGCCAGCCACGGAACAUGGAAGGAUUGGAAGCGGUAUAUUGAAAAGACCAGGAACACCAUUUGUGGGGAAAAGCCGUUGAUGGUGGUGAUGCGGCUCCUUGAGGGAGAAAGGGCAGCGGCCGCCGGUUCCGCGUUCCAUUGGUUAGGAUACAGUCAGAGUUCGUCUGUUAUCAACGUCCACGACAGUAGCGUCAGCUACGCCUCUGGGUAUGCGUUGGCUUAGAUGCGGCUCAAAAGUUGUGAGAAGUUGGCAAUAAAUGAUGUAGAGGGUUAUCUAAUGUUACUUGUCAGUCGAUUAAUAAAGCAUUACAAAUACUUGUAUAACUAUAGUACCAAGCGGUGUACGGGCGGACGUAGCUAGGAGCGGCUGACGCAUCCGCUCCAUCCGGGCGGCGAUGGCUCGGAGAAAUUCUAAAUCUGGCAGCCAGUGCCAAGAGCGGCCGGAUGUCUAAACGGUGCAAUGUUCCCCAUGAGUGCUAUUUCCGAAUAUAAUCACAAACAACCUGUAAGGCCGCCCCAUUUUUUCUAGACUUUCACAGGGCCGGAGUUUCCAGGUUUCUUUUCGCAGCCGUAUAUAAAUAUAUCAUUCUCUCCUCUUUUUGAUUCUCAGUUAAUUAUGGAUAUGCUUCUUCAUUACUUGACAUUACUUGGACUAUGUGGUAAGAAGAGAACCCAUGAGAAGUCUGAUGGAGUGGUGACACGCUCCCAGGCCAAGAGACACUAUUUGUGAGGUGAUUACUUUGAAGAUCACCACGUCCACUGUACAUAAAAUCGAUAUUACCUGUGCAUAUUCCAAUAAACACUCCCUGAGACAGAUGUCAGCGCGUUGCCAGGCUGCCACCUGCAACUGAACGAAAAUAUGCGUGCGUGCACCGACCACCUCUGAACCAACUGAAACGAUAGGCGGCCGAGUGCGCGCACCUACCGCCAGCGCUGUCUCUACCUUGGUGCUAGCGCCCG
Yamadazyma tenuis ATCC 10573 is the source of this 1718-nucleotide messenger RNA. NCBI's taxonomy places the organism in Eukaryota, Fungi, Ascomycota, Pichiomycetes, Serinales, Debaryomycetaceae. The record is from RefSeq and is a predicted model, not a curated record.